Aspergillus steynii IBT 23096 is the source of this 653-nucleotide messenger RNA. RefSeq names its product EthD domain-containing protein. Gene Ontology annotation, molecular function: oxidoreductase activity. The record is from RefSeq and is a predicted model, not a curated record. NCBI's taxonomy places the organism in Eukaryota, Fungi, Ascomycota, Eurotiomycetes, Eurotiales, Aspergillaceae. The transcript has a single exon. The coding region runs from base 46 to 405 and encodes 119 amino acids.
CUCCGAAGUCCUUUAAAAAAAGGGCAAAUAAGCCGUCCGUCCAAAAUGUCCUCGUGUACCAUCCUUGCCUUCUUCAGCCGCAAACCCGACCUAACCUCGGACGAAUUCAAAGCCUACUACGAAACCACUCACAUGCCACUCAUCAAAGACAUCGCUGGCAUUCAUUUUCCCAUCACUCACAAGCGGUUCUACACCCCUCGUAUCCUGGUCGGGGACCCCGCGGAUCUCCAGGUCGAUGUCUACGCGGAGCUCACGUUUCGGGACAUUGAGCAUCUCAAUGCCUUCAAAGGCACGUUGAUUGCGGAUGCAGAGCGACUUGCUGAAGAUGAGGAACGGUUUCUCGACAGGAAGAAGAUUCGGGUCGUGAUGGUUGAUGAGCCGGUUGUUUCGAGAGGGGAGGAAUGAUUUUGUUUGCUAUGGGAUAGGGCAAUAUUUAACGUGGAGGGAUGGGAGCGGUUCAAGGAAUAAAGAAAGGAUUGUUACCGUGUCUAGAAGUCUCGAUCGAUCUUUAAUUGUCUAUAGUCUACAACUUUCAGGCAUAGAGUUGAUGUCAUCCCGUCCAACGACUAACAUACUCCGAUUUCUCUCCCGGGUGGUAACAACCACAUCGAGACCAGGGUUCUCGGUGAAGAAGUUAGCAAGCUAAGACCGAC